UUUGUUCCAAAUUCUCAUCAAGGUCCCGAAAACGAAAAUUUAACAUACGUUAUAGGUAUUUGUCGCAGUAAUAAUAUUAUUAUCUUUAGACCAAAGACUUUAGUGGCGCCAUAAAUUUUAAAUUGCGUGGCAUGCUAAACUUUUUCACAAGAGAACGGUACCGUCCUACGACCAAAACCGGUCGCCGCCGCGCAUCCCCCACCAACUAUCCGUUGUAAGCGUGAUCACUAGGUCUCGACGUACCAAUCGAAUCAUUUUACAAUUUUACAUGCGCGAAACGGUCCAGUUCUCUCGUGAGAAAGGUUGGAGAGUAUAAGUAGUACUGUAUUAUCUAUGAGUAUUGAGUAGUACAAAUUCCGGUUACAGUUUGUUAAUCAACAAUAUGUUGAUAUGCAUACUUAAUAUAGUUAUGUUAUGAUGAUUUGGAAUUUAGGUAGAUCAUGAAUGACAAAUGACUCACGUUUGAACUUAAUUUAUUUUUUUAAAAAAUGAAUGUGAGGUAUCGAUCUAUCAUAGACUUGAUGAGAACGAUUUCCAAAAAUUAUUGUACCCAUAGUGAGCAAUAUUAUGCUAAACAAAUAAAAAAUGCAACUGUUGUGUGUACAAACCACUUGACUCCAGAAAUAAAAUUGCAUUUAAUUACUGAACAAUGCCAACUAUGGCAUUCGCCUGCCAAUGAAUGUCAGUUUAAUGAUCCUUUCUGGGCAUUUUAUUGGCCUGGUGGCCAAGCUAUUUCCAGGUUUAUACUAGAUAACAGCAAGUAUGUGAAUAACAAAACGAUUUUGGAUAUCGGUAGUGGUAGUGCUGCUUGCAGUCUUGCAUCAGCUAUAGCGGGUGCCAGUCAAGUUACGGCUAAUGACAUAGAUCCUGUUGCAUGUGUAGCAGCAAAACUAAAUGCUCAGUUAAACAACAUCAACAUUCAUGUAUUGUCUAAGAACAUUUUGUUCAAUGAUUGUUCACAAUGGGAAGUCGUCAUUGUUGGAGAUAUGUUUUAUUCACAAGAUAUUGCUGAUGUACUGUGGAAAUGGCUGGACGCACUGUGUAACAAAGGGAAAACUAUACUGAUUGGUGAUCCGGGUAGACAUUGUUUUAAGCCUGAACGCCAUUUACAGGAGCGUUUAAAAAAACUUAAAGAAUACAAAUUAACAGAAAAUUGUUGUUUGGAAAAUCGAGGUUUUUCGACUGCAUCUGUUUGGAUUUUAGAAUAAAAUUAUUAGAGUACCAUACAGAAAAAAGAUUCAGUUGAGGUUGUAAGUUGGCCAUAGCUAUAAGAGUUUAUCAUGAAUUCAUGAGAUCAUCAGCAUAAUCAGCAACAAGGGUGUCUUGCAAUACAGGUUGAUCCGAGGCAUACAUAUUAGGUAUAUUAAAAUAAAAAAACCUAAUCAAUUAUGUACAGAAAAUUAUUGUUAAAAAUUUGUCCAAAUAUAUUAAAAUUAUUAUACAAUGCAA
Metopolophium dirhodum (rose-grain aphid) is the source of this 1449-nucleotide messenger RNA. Its product is annotated as electron transfer flavoprotein beta subunit lysine methyltransferase-like. Gene Ontology annotation, cellular component: mitochondrial matrix. The coding region runs from base 489 to 1208 and encodes 239 amino acids. Gene Ontology annotation, biological process: peptidyl-lysine trimethylation. The record is from RefSeq and is a predicted model, not a curated record. The transcript has 4 exons. Gene Ontology annotation, molecular function: protein-lysine N-methyltransferase activity. NCBI's taxonomy places the organism in Eukaryota, Metazoa, Arthropoda, Insecta, Hemiptera, Aphididae.